Messenger RNA from Aureobasidium pullulans EXF-150, 1893 nucleotides. RefSeq lists its product as uncharacterized. The record is from RefSeq and is a predicted model, not a curated record. Lineage: Eukaryota; Fungi; Ascomycota; Dothideomycetes; Dothideales; Saccotheciaceae. Bases 217 to 1476 code for a protein of 419 amino acids. The transcript is spliced from 3 exons.
CUCGGGAGUUUGGUCAACGUUCGUGCCUCCGCGCAACCCUGCAACGGGCAUCCAACAGCCAGCCCACGCAACGCUCACAGACCCUUCUUGAUUUUUAUAUCACCCAUCCACGCUCAUUUUCAACCCUCCUUCUCUUCUUCAUUGUGCUCUGCGCAUUCUUUUCCCAAACCACACUUGCUCAUCAAUCUUCAUCAAAUCCACAUUCGCUAUCACACGAUGAAGACCGCUAACAUCGCACUCUUCGCGUUAACCGCCGGCAGUGCUUCCGCGCAGUUCUUCGUCCUUUACGGCAGAGACACUGUCGUUUCGCGUAUCGAUCCCAUUGUCUCGCCUGGAGGCAUUGGCAUGCACGCUCACGAGUUCAUGGGUGCCGGUAACGUCGACCAGAACACCGACUACGAUUCGCUUCAGAAGUCAACCUGCUCGAGCAUGGGACGCGCCAACGGCAACCCCAUCAUCGAGGACAAGAGCGUCUACUGGCACCCUACUCUCUACGUCAAGGCCAACAAUGGCACCUAUCUCAGAGUUCCUACCAACGGACACCAGAUCUACUACAUCAACGCCGGCACUGGCCAGAUGCGUGAGCCCUUCGAGUUCCCUAAGGGCUUCCGCAUGACUGCUGGAAACGCCUACAUCCGUGCCGCGCAAGAGCACACUCCUACUAACAAGGAUGACAUCACUCAGUGGAUCUGCCAUGAGACUCCUUCAUGGAACGAGGGCGCUCAGGGUGGCUUCCCCAAGGGUGUCACUUCCUGCUCGCAGUAUCCUUACUUCAACGGUGCCAUCGAGUUCCCCCACUGCUGGAACGGAAAGGACUUCAAUCUCAACUCUCCUUACUCGCACGUCGCUUACCCCGUCGGCGACAUCAGAAACGGAGCUUGUCCCGACACUCACCCUAUCAAGCUUCCUCACAUCUUCAUGGAGAACAACUAUGAUUUGUCGAGCCUUCAGGGAGAGUUUGAGGUUGACUCGUUCGUGCUCUCUAACGGAGAUCCCACCGGCUUCGGGUUCCACGCCGACUUCUACAACGGCUGGCAAGAAGGCGUCCUGCCCAACUUGCUUACUGGCUCUAGCGCCUGUGAUUCUCACGACGUUGGCGACUGCUCAGGCGUCACCUUCGACUCCAGCAUGAACUGGGCUCAGUGCACUACUACUAACAACUUCUCUGAAGAUCUCGACGGUCCGCUUUCUGCCUUGCCCGGUUGCAACCCCAUCACCACCGUCAACCCUGCCCCGCAGUGUAAGGCUUGUGCCGCUGGUGUGGUGGGUGGACAGUGCAAUGUUGCCGGCAGCUCUAUGACCACCAGCACUAGAAAGGCCACUUCUUCAACCCUGAAGACCAGCACCAAGCCUGCCACUUCAACCAUGCAGACGACCACUACCACAACCACCAGAACUGUGACUUCGACCACCACUCAGCAAUCGACCACCACCGUGACCGGCAGCGCUCCCACGAGCACCGAAUGCGACGACUAAAAACCUCACUGUUCUGACUUCAUGACGGCGUCCCUUUGAACACGAAUACAUGAACCUGGCCGCUGGACGGACAGGUGAGUAAGGCAUGCAUCGCGCUCGCUAACUUUCUUUCUUCUAGGCCGUUGAGACUGCGUUUCAAGUAAGAGCCCAUACACCAUUACCACUUUCCGAUACACGAUGCAAGACGUCGCUUGCUAUUUCGAGCCCGAUUCGAACACGAAUGCCCUCGCUACCGUAUCGAUUCCGAAAAGGAGAAGACUGGUCUCCACCAAAAACAAAUCGCACGAACCACGAUCACGACUGAGACAUGAAUGCAUGGAGGUCCACUUCGGAAGGAAGGAAAAUGCUUUUUUUUUAAUGUUGAUGAGUUGCUGAGCAACAUUCUCUUCUAUAACACAAUUCACUUCUGUCAAACUC